Messenger RNA from Antrostomus carolinensis (chuck-will's-widow), 1099 nucleotides. RefSeq names its product nuclear cap-binding protein subunit 2. The transcript has 3 exons. The record is from RefSeq and is a predicted model, not a curated record. Gene Ontology annotation, cellular component: nuclear cap binding complex. Gene Ontology annotation, molecular function: RNA cap binding. Lineage: Eukaryota; Metazoa; Chordata; Aves; Caprimulgiformes; Caprimulgidae. Gene Ontology annotation, biological process: mRNA cis splicing, via spliceosome. The annotation marks the transcript as partial.
GGUAGCCGGCAGCUGCAGGAGAAAUCCCUGAAAAUCUCCUCUACGCUGUAUGUUGGCAACUUGUCCUUCUACACCACCGAGGAGCAGAUCCAGGAGCUCUUUUCCAAGUGCGGAGAUGUCAAGAGGAUUGUCAUGGGGCUGGACAAGAUCAAGAAAACCCCCUGCGGCUUCUGCUUUGUGGAAUAUUACACAAGAGCAGACGCUGAGCACGCAAUGCGAUUUAUCAACGGCACGCGACUAGACGACCGCAUCAUUCGAACCGACUGGGAUGCAGGGUUUAAGGAGGGGAGACAGUAUGGAAGAGGAAAGACUGGAGGACAGGUGCGAGAUGAGUACCGGACAGACUACGAUGUGGGAAGAGGUGGCUUUGGCAAGAUCAUUCAGAUGCAGAAGGCAAAUCAUCAGCCUGCGAUCUAUUAAUUGCCUCAUGGGUCCUAGCUUGUAGAGGGCUGUGUCCUUCCGGAGCUAGCCCUGUUCUUGCAUUUUGGAUUGAGGUAGGGAGUGAGAUCCAAGUUCCAGCAAAAGGUGACCCUCCUUAGACUGUGGAUAUACAUGUAUUCGUUCCCCCUUCCUUCUGGGCUAGAGAGGAUGUUCUGUGCUGAUACAGGGCAACAAGGGGGAAAAAAUUAAAAAAUGGACCGCUCUGCAGGAUUCUGGGUAAGAAGAAAUGCAGCAUGUCACACACACACCUCGUGCUAUGGCAUACUCUUCAUGCUGCAGCUAAGCAAGUGGCUUCCUCCAAGCUGUGACUGCAGCCAUGGUUGCUUUCAAAUGGAACUUUUUAAAAGCUUACCACCAUCGGAGCCCUCCAGGUGCCUGGGCACCUUGUGGGGAUGCACAAGAGAUUCAGGUUUCUAAUUUACAACCUCAUCUGCUUACGAAGCAGUAUCGCUGUUUGGAUGAGAGAAGUGGAACAAGGUCUUAUCAUCCACUUGGAGGUGCUUGUCUGCACAUCUAGCCCUUGGGUUGGUCAGGGCCUGCAGAGCAUUUCUCUUUAUGAUGCCCCCAGUGCUGCCUGGCUUUUAAGAUCCUCACUGUUCAGCGUUAUUUUGUUGAAAAUGUCUUUUAAUUUUUUAAAUAAACAAUUGUAUUGGGUCUG